Tauraco erythrolophus (red-crested turaco) is the source of this 2732-nucleotide messenger RNA. The record is from RefSeq and is a predicted model, not a curated record. NCBI's taxonomy places the organism in Eukaryota, Metazoa, Chordata, Aves, Musophagiformes, Musophagidae.
GCAAAUAUAAAUGGCCGUGUCUUGGCUCAGUGCAACAUCGAUGAACUGAAAAAAGAAAUGAAUAUGAAUUUUGGUGACUGGCAGCUCUUCAGGAGCACGAUACUUGAAAUGAGAAAUUCAGAAAAUCAGGCUGUUCAGGAAGACGCUCGUGGAACAACUGAGCAUGUUACCACUGCAAUUCCUCACAGUGAACUUACUCGUCGUCCUGGGCAUAACACUGAGUUGCCUCACACUGAGCUUACAGGUCUCUCGGGUCAAGCUCCCUACACACUGAACUUCAGCUUUGAAGAACUCAACACAAUUGGUCUGGAUGAAGCUCCUCCACGCCAUAGUAACUUAAGUUGGCAGUCUCAAACUCGUAGAACUCCAAGUCUUUCAAGUCUUAACUCUCAAGAUUCUAGUAUUGAAAUAUCAAAGCUUACCGACAAGGUACAGGCAGAAUACAGAGAUGCAUAUAGAGAGUAUAUUGCUCAAAUGUCACAGUUAGAAGGAGGCGCCAAUUCUACUACAGUAAGUGGUAGGUCCUCCCCUCAUAGCUCAAGUGCUUUCUAUAUGGGGCAGAGUACCUCAGGGGGUUCCUUGCAUUCCAGUGCAGAACAGGAAAAAGGAAAAGAAAGUGAACAAAAACAAGAUGAUGGAAGAAAGUCCUUCUUGCUGAAGAGGAAUGAUGUUGAUUACAGUACUUCAGGUGUUUCUACUAAUGACGCAUCUCCUUUGGAUCCUAUUACUGAAGAAGACGAAAAAUCUGAUCAGUCUGGUUCCAAGCUUCUCCCAGGAAAGAAAUCUUCAGAAAGAACAAGUAUUUUCCAGGCUGCAGAUUUAAAACUUAAGGGAGUUACUCUCCGGUAUCAGAAACUUCCAAGUGAUGAAGAUGAGUCAGGAACUGAGGAGUCAGAUAAUACUCCCCUUCUUAAGGAAGGUAAAGAUAAGAAAACAGAUGGCAAAAUAGAGAAGCAGCCCAAAUCUCCAGAACAUGGGUCUGAACCUAUUAGAACCUUCAUCAAAGCAAAGGAGUAUUUGACAGAUGCCCUUCUGGAUAAGAAAGAUUCAUCUGACUCUGGUGUAAGAUCCAAUGAAAGUUCUCCAAAUCAUUCCCUCCAUAAUGAAGGAGCAGAUGAUUCACAGCUUGAAAAGGCAAAUCUCAUUGAACUUGAAGAUGACAGUCACAGUGGAAAGAGAGGAAUUCCACACAGCCUUAGUGGCCUUCAAGAUCCAGCAGUGGUUCGCAUGUCUAUUUGUUCAGAAGAUAAGAAAAGCCCUUCUGAAAGCAGCUUGAUAGCAAGUAGCCCGGAAGAGAACUGGCCAGCUUGCCAGAAAGUCUAUAAUUUAAACAGAACCCCUAGUACAGUAACCUUAAAUAAUAACAGUGCUCCAACCAAUCGAGCUAAUCAAAAUUUUGAAGAAAUACAAGGUAUCAGAGAUUCACCUCCAAUUAUCCUGCACCCUGGCUCAGGUUCCAAUCCAUCUACAGUUCAGAACGAGAACCUGAAGAGCGUUGCUCACAAGCGAAGCCAGCGUUCGAGUUAUACCAGGCUUUCAAAAGAUUCGUCAGAGCUCCACACUGUUACGGCUUCAGAAGGAGCUGGUUUUGGAGAAGAGAGAGAGAGUAUCCUGUAAAAAGCAGCCAGUUUAAAACAGAAUAUGCCCACAAAUUGUAGCUUGCCUGGAAUUCUUUGUCAGUGUGUGGUUACAUUAAGCUCUCUAGUUUAAGCUUUCAAUAUUAUAAUAGAUGGUCUAGUUUAUUUUCAGUCAUUUUCUUGGAAGAAGUCAUUUUUACAAGAAGCAAAUUGCUUCAGACCUUCCCCACAUAUAAAAGCAGUACUUGUCAGCAUGGAAAACCAGUUCUUUGUUAAGACAUUGUGCAAAGGUUUGGUCAGGGGCAGAUGUUAAAGAAGUAAGUAUGGUUUAAUUAUUAAAAUUACGAUGUGAUUUUACUUUUCUGUUGGGAUAUGUAUUACUUAUCCCUUCUAAACAUUCCAGUUAAGUCUGCAUACGUGCAAGUAAAGUUCAGACUGUGCAUCUUUGCCAUUUGAUGUAAAAGAUGCCAGGAGAUAAAAUAUCACAACCUGUGACACCCUUGUCAAACUUUGCAUUAAUUAGUGGAUUAAUGUGUGCAACAUAUAUUACAUAUGUUGAAAUCUGAGUGUUAAGAUACCUGUUUGGCUAUAUGUACGCCAUUUUUCUGUGUUCAGUAAUUGCUGUUGACUUUGUGAACUUUGGGUAGAGUGGUGAUAAGAUUUGUAAGAAACAUUUGUCUUGAUGUGUCAUUGGAAUUGGCAGUUAUUUAUAAGGUAAUACCUUAUUGAUUUAGUGGAUCCAUUAUUUAUUAUAUAGGUACAUAAUUUUACAGUCACUGGUCUGAAUAGAUGAAACCACCUGCGCUAAAUUAAAAUACUGUAAGGAUAAAGUAUGAAUGUGAUGUCUGAACUUACGGAGUAUCUGUUGCUGUGCGUGAUCUUUCCUUGGUACAGUGUUUACGAUUUGGUUAUGGAAAGAAAAAUAAGCAGUGUUUGCCAUUUUAAAAAUAAUGCAUACUUUUUGGAAUCUCAUCAGAGCUGUAUGCCAGCUUCGUUAUUUCUGAAGUACAGUGUUUGAAGAUUUUUGUAAUCUAAGUAAUGUACCUGAACGUUACUAUAGGAAAUACUUGUACUGUCCAGUGAAAUCUGCAUGGUUUUGAGUAAGGAUUGUUCAAACUAGACUCUGGUAGUACAAAGAGAAUAAAAAAUAAAUUG